AUGCAACCAGGUGGCCCGGAGGCGGCUCCGGCAAUUGAACAUGAUGAGUCCCCCAGUGGCACAUGGAACCCCUAUGUUAUCUCCACCAUCGCCAUGGUUUGCAGUGUCUUUCUCAUCCUCAGCUAUUACAAACUUCUGUUUGGAUGCUGCUCAACGUGCCGUCGCAGGUUCAUGGGGCGGAACCCUGGACCAGUUGGGGGCCACUCCCUCCUUGAAGAUAUGCCCAGCAGCGACAUGCCUUCACCGCAUAGUCGAGGUGGCUUGGAUCUCAUGGCUGUCAGCAAUCGGAUGCCUGCCUUCCAGUUGGAGGCCGACUUGGAGAGCGGUGGGACGGACUGCUCAGUGUGCUUGGGGGAGCUCAUUGUAGGGGAAUGGGUGAGGCGCUUGCCUGCUUGCAGGCACGCGUUCCAUGUCCCCUGCAUAGACAAGUGGUUUGCAUUGCAUUCGAGUUGCCCGUUGUGUAGGGCCGAUGUGAGGCCUACUUUGUUGCUGGUGGCUCUGCAACGUGAAGGCGCUAGCGGGGAGCAGUAUCACCUCUUGGGCACAUCUUUGAGGCCCAGCAUUGGGUUGCAUAGAUGA
Amborella trichopoda is the source of this 579-nucleotide messenger RNA. RefSeq names its product E3 ubiquitin-protein ligase Os04g0590900. The record is from RefSeq and is a predicted model, not a curated record. Gene Ontology annotation, molecular function: transferase activity. Gene Ontology annotation, biological process: protein ubiquitination. Lineage: Eukaryota; Viridiplantae; Streptophyta; Magnoliopsida; Amborellales; Amborellaceae.